Messenger RNA from Vitrella brassicaformis, 4291 nucleotides. NCBI's taxonomy places the organism in Eukaryota, Vitrellaceae. The record is from the annotation of a GenBank genome assembly.
GCUGGCCGCUCUCUAUCCUGUUGUCCUGAAGCGAGAUCGUCAGCCGCGACACACUCACCGAGAACUGCACUCAUGAGCCACACACACACACAAAGAGACACGCAUAUGUACACGUAGACACAAGCACAUGUACAGCCAUACAUACACACACAGCCAAACAAUACAGUACAGACAGACAGACAGACAGACAGGCAAGAGCGUCCAUCCGUGCUCUCUCUGCCUGUCGUCCCUAUCUCAGCCAGCCAGCCAGGCAUCGAGCCCCUAUCGAGCCAGCAGGCUGGCCAGAAUACGUAGACGUAUACAUACAGACACAGACAUACCUUCUUGACUGUGAACGGCUGUUGCUUGCCGCCAAUGGGUGUGAGGACAACGUCGCCGAUGGUGUUGGGCUGCACUCCGGGCGCCAGAGGAACCUCAAGGACGCCCUUUGUCGUGGACUCACCCUCGCCGCCCUCCAUCUCCGCGGGUGGACGAGGACUCGGGGCUUCUUCGGUCGGCGGCGAUGCGCCGCUUGGUGCGGCUGGCGCUGAUGAACACAGCAUCUCAUGAGCCCUUCAGAGUCAGGCCUCAACGCUUGGCAUCUUACGUAUUUGCGGUGGUUUCUUCUUUUUGAAGGCAAUUGCCCGCGCCUCCUCAACCUUCUUCUGCCCCUCCUUCACAUGUGCCGCGCCUUUCUUCCUCUUCUGGUCUGCCGUGUCAGCUUCGGACUCCUGAUCAGCUUCUCGGAGAAGCCCCCUACCCGUGGAAAGAUGCUUGACGCCUUCCUCCAGGGUGUCUCGGAUGGCUUUGACUGUGCGUAUCUUCUCUUGACCCAGGUCGAUCUGCAGUUGGCCCUCCGCUAUCUGCCCCGCAGCAAGCAGUUGCUGGCCUUCUUUCAAGAGCCGCAUGGCAUGCCUCUCGAUCUCAAUAGACUUUUCGACAACAUCAAGUACAUCGUCAUGCCCCAUAGCAAGAAUCUCCUGCUUCAGCGUCUCCGCUUGCUGCAGAAGCUCUUUUCCCCUGGCGAUGAUGGCUUCACCCUCCUCCACUUUGCCCUUGGCAACCUGCUCCUUGCCCCUCUCGAUGACUUGAUGGCCUUCAAUCGCAAGACGGAGGGCCUCUCGAUAUCUCUUCAGCAGAGUGUUGGGCAGCUUGUGGACCUCAUCAGGCUCCUCUUCGCCUGGCGGGACGGAGUUGCAGAACUUGCCGCUUGGCAACUUCCAUCCGCCAGCAGUGCACACCGCCUGCGGCCUUGUGUCGCGUGGGCCCAGGACACAUCGGAUUGAACGAGUUGCGCCAAGGCUGUGACCGUAGCCGUAGACAUCGUACAGUGGAUCAAUCGGAAAAGGCCCGCACGUCACUGCAUAAAUGAGAGGGACAUGGAAACAGGACACAACGCCUGGUGCAAGCUAGCUUAUCGUACUCUUAGCAGCAAAGGGACACUUCUGCUCUUCAUCUUGUUCACUGCCGCCUGAAGGAAAGACUCGCGAAGUGCACUGAGUCAAUUCACUAGUUUCCUGCUUACGAUUGAGACCCUUGAUCACUUGCGCGGCGUGCAACAGUACGGCUUCGCUCUCCUUCUUUGUGUAAAUCAAGAUUGCUUGUACGACACCUAAGAAACCAAUGGAGUCCAUUGUUGAGACUUCUAAAACGGAGCUCAUCAGGUCAUUUACCAUAGUACGAUUUUGCUGCAGUGUUCCAUCCCAAAAUAAGGGACUGCUUUCGGGCUUUGUCAAUCUCUUGAAUGCAGCUCCUGUGUCUCGUCAUUGGAAGCGGUCGGACGCCACUCGCAUUCACACUGGCAAACCUUCCGUCCAGCACUCCCUGUUUAUUCUUAUGGACGCCAAACGCCACGAUCUGCUCUUUCGCUUCUGCCGCUGGCUCCGAUAAGGCCGAUGGAUUUGUGGGACAGUCCCUUUGAGCCCAAUAGUGACCAUCUGAUCACAAGAACGUGCCCAUGUUUUGCACUCCGCUGUACCUGGCAUAUGUCGCUAUCACCAAGUUACCUUCGAAGCCAAUAGCUUGUGUUGUAUCGAGAAGAAUGACCUGGUCCGCUCCGACAGAAGGAAGCCCAACGAUAACACUACGAUUAGCUCGUAGCUGGGGUUGAGAAGAAGAAGAAGAAAUACACACACAAUGAAGUGAAGUUGCUGCAACAGACAAUCGUUAACAGAGCAGAGUGAGUACCGUUGCUUCGUUUGGCUUCAUAGCCAUGAUGACGGUAAACUGAUCAUCUCCCAUCACGGCCACGUCCCUAUAGCUAACGAGGAACUCCUUCGAUCCAAACAGCACGCCACAGCUUCCGGUCCUGAGGAUACUCACAUCGAUACAUAUAACCAGCGGCAAAGGAUUCGUAUCUGCUCACUCUUUGUACUGCGGCAGCGCAGUAUGAAGGGUACCCAGGCUCUUUAGCACUGCAGGUCGGCCCUCACCCAGAUGCCCGAAGCCAACCGAGCUUCCAAGCAAAUUCACCCAAUGAAGGAUGCGCUUCUCAGGCCCAACGACACUCAUAAGAUCCGGGUCAGCCACAAAAAAAGCAACCAGAUCAUCUGAUUCCUUCUUGGUCAAAUUACCCAAAUAGUCACCAGCGUGAGGGAUCGCUGCAGAAACACACCUUUUUCUGCGUCAGUCAUGCACUUUGCGAAGUGUAUUCUCACGCUUGCACGUCGGCGUGGGUCCGUUGAAUUUCCUCUCUUUCAGGCAUGUCAGUUCGGAACCGCUCUGGGGGACGAGGUCGUAGCCCGGAAAGCACGAAAACUUAGCUUUUUGACCGAUGGCUAUACGGCCCUUUGGUAAGACCUUCCCGGAUGUGAAAAAAGUCGUCGAACAAAACUUGUUCACUGCCUCAGAGGAAGAAGAGCGAGACAUCUGAUUGCUUACUGGAUGCCAUGGACCUACCGUCUUGACGUCCAACUACGUCAACUAUGUAUGUCCAACCAUCUUGGAUGCCGGGGUUUUCGAGUCUCACAGAUUCUUGACCGAAUAUUCAGGUAGUCGGCAAGAGAAUUCAGGUAGUCGAACAUUCAGGUAGUCGGCAAGAGAAUUCCUUUUUAAAAUAUUGUAAUACCCCUCUCUCUCUCUCUCUCUCUCUCUCUCGUUACCCUCAUUGUGAUUGGCUUCACGCUGCAAAACCUCAAGUUCGACGUGAUAAUCUCCGUCCGGCAACGUCUUUGUUGACAGUUUAAGUAUACCAGCAAGCACCUCAAAAGACCACUGAGCAGAGCAGGAGAGAAAAUGAUCAUUAAGAGAUAAGCGCAUCGCUUCGCAGGGCCACCGACCUCUGUGGAAAGCAGCUUGAUCAUUUCGGCGCUUGCCAUAUUCGCUGGUGUGACAAACACAUUCGCAAUAGCUUCUUUCGUCAGUACCAACAGCACUGAGUUGAUAAUCGAGGCAGUGCCAUCGCUGAGUGUAUGAGUGCCCAAGUCUGAACAUUCAUGCGUUGAAAGGGUGAAAGAAGCUGAUACAGGCAUUGGUUGAAGUUACCGAUGAGCUUGCUUGGCGGUCUGGGCUCAAAUUCGAAGUCAAUAGUAUAAUCCUGGUCAUCCUUUAAGUCAGGAUGCGUCACGAUGAUCUCUCGAUCUACAACUACAACCUGAAGCGACACACGAAACAGAGCAAAUUGCCGCAUUGCAAAACUGCAUUUGCUUUUUCCCCUCAUCCUCUUCUACCUCGUCUUCAUCGACUUCAUAUAUAAUAAUUAAUUCCUUCUUCGUCCACGGCAUAGAGAGGGAAUUCUAUAUCAGGCUUGCUGAGGCCUGGAGGAGACGGCACAUGAAUGGCUCCAUCAGCAGGCUUCUUGGGGCCAAGCUCUGCACAAGCAAGUAUGCAUGAAUGGAGAAGUUGACCGGUGGUGGUACCAUGUUUGUGUGUCUUACCCUCCAACUGUGUCUUGUCUGGCACUCGUUUUUUGACCUCAACUCUGUAUUCCAGGUCGUCACGUAUCCUCGGGCUUGUGCACGUCAGUUUGCCAUCAGCCAAAACGUGCUAUUUCAGAAGCCACACAAAAAGUGGCGCUAGUAGCAGAGCACACAUCUAAGGCUUUGUGAGGCUGACCUCUGAUGGAAAGAGAUGAAGGGAAGGCGAUCCAUCCGCAGGAUGCAGCACCACUCUCUCUAUUUCUUCAGGCUUCAGAGCGUGGUACGACCCAGGAAGAAUGACCACAAUAGUUCCGUUCUUCGGCGUUUGCCUCCCUGCAUCUGCAGCAAUUUGAAUCAUGAAGCGGUAUCACAGUUUUGAUUCCUGACAAGUCCAUAAAUGUCCUACCAAUAUCGAUCGUCUCGCCUUUUGGCUGCACGAAGCGCAGCUCAAUCAU